AAUGUCUAAAAUGUCUAAAAUGUCUAAAAUUUCUAAAAUGUCUAAAAUAUCUAAAAUGUCUAAAAUGUCUACAAUGUCUACAAUGUCUAAAAUGUCUAAAAUGUCUCAAAUGUCUCAAAUGUCUCAAAUGUCUCAAAUGUCUCAAAUGUCUGAAAUGUCUGAAAUGUCUAAAAUAACUAAAAUGUCUAAAUGUCUGAAAUGUUUAAAAUGUCUAAAAUGUCUAAAAUGUCUAAAAUGUCUAAAAUGUCUAAAAUAUCUAAAAUGUCUCAAAUGUCUCAAAUGUCUAAAAUGUCUAGAAGGUCUAAAAUGUCUAAAAUGUCUAAAGUGUCGAAAAUGUCUCAAAAGUCUCAAAUGUCUCGAAUGUCUAAAAUGCCUAAAUUGUGUAAAAUAUCUAAAAUGUUAAAAAUGUCUAAAAUGUCUGAAAUGCCCGAAAUGUCUAAAAUAUCUAAAAUGUCUAAAAUGUCUGAAAGGUCUGAAAGCUCUAAAACGAAAAAAAUAUCAAAAAUGUUGAAGAAGUAAAAAAUGUCGUAAAUGUUAAAAAAUGUUAAAAAAUUGUCAAAAAUUUUUGAAAUGCUAAAAUUAUCGAGAUGUCAAAAAUAACAAAAAUUUUACAUACUUGGUAUGUAAAAUAUGUCAAAAACACCGAGAGGUUUUUAACAAUGGUAACAUCAGCUUAGGGAGCUGGAAGUUCCUAACAUUUUAUGAUUACAACGCAGAGGCUGUAGCUUUCUGAGUGACGCAUUAAGACAUUUUCCAUUAAAAGUUUACGUUAAUCAUUAUUAUUGACGUGAAUUAGCACGUUGGGUUGAGUAAACAAUGUCUAUCUUUUAUGACAGCCAUUCUGGUGUGGAUUCUGUUGUAUGAUUCCGAGUCACUCCACAAACCAUUUCAAAAUCAUUCGCACUUGCUCUGCCGAAAUAGCUCGCAUUCCUCCAGGUGAUAAUUUCAAUUGCAACCGAGCUAAGCUUUCGAAAACGGAGAAGGCAGAAAAAAUAUCCCACGAGUACACUCAACAAUUUCCAUACUUUGGUCCAAUCUCAGUUUCCAUGACACGAUGAUGAGCAGUGUAAACAAAACCAUAUCGGGCCGGGCGAAGCGAAGGCCCCGAGAGGCAAAACCAACAGACAUAUUGCCAAACCGCAGCUGCUGGACGGGAGCUCAGAUGCGGUCAACGGAGGCACAUUAUCGCUAUCCUCGCUUGAUUGGUCGUUUGUAACUAUUUAUUAUUAUUACUGCUAUGUGUGCGGUUCGUCGUUGUCCUGUGUCUCAUCGCAGCAUAGCACUGCAAUUUGGGGUCUAAUCCGUUUAGUAGGGUAUUUCAUAACUUCAGUUCAGAAUGAUUGGAUGUCACGAACGUGCUCGGAUGGAACCAUUAUGUUGCAUCGGUCGGUUAGUCAGCUAGCCGGUCAGUGCUUCCAUCCGUGAUGGCUUUUCAUACUGCCAGGUAGCGGCGACUGAUUGGUGAGCGCUGUCAGUGUCAGCAAAAAUGGACAGAAAGAGAGUUUCGAAACCUUUACGGCCGCGGCACUUGCCGCUUGAGAAUAAUGAUUGCGUUGUUACAACUUCGGACGCUGGGAAUCCUUAAACCGUUAAUAACUAUUAAUGAUUCUCAAAUUUAAAGGCCACAAGUUGAAGGGAAGGAAAAUGGAAAAAGCGGCUUUCAGUUAUGCGGCCGCUGUCUAACCAAGCGAAAAACACCCUUUCUGAUGGAAGUCUCUUUCAAUGGAACGUCGCCUUUCAUCCUUUCGUGUACAUUUUCCCCGCGCUGAACAGAAAACGACAUUCGUGGAAACCGUGGCAGAUGAACCCGAUGUGUAUAAUAAAAAGUAUAGUGCCACAUUAUAACAGCAAUCUCGACAGCUCGUCGCGAGGCCUCCCGACGAGAGUCGGAAUCUGGUGGCCAAACCGGUUUUUGCUGUUUGGAAUGUAAAUUGGUUUUGUGUGACGGUUUGUUACAGCAGCGUGGUUUGGCCCGGAGUGUUAAAUCCGAUUGGUGUAGGCAGCGAACUUGGGCGAAAAUAAUAUGCGUAGUUCAGCCUUGAAAACAUCACAAUCGUACGUGAUCUGUGAUUGCGAUUUUCUAAGUAAAAAUAUAGUGCGGUAAUCGUUGAUGCAAUUCGUUGUGGUUGGAUUCUUAAAGAGCGACGGUGAAUAGUUUUAGCUUAACGGUUUCUCCAUUUUAGGGUACAAAUUUCAUUUGAAAUUUUAUGGAAUGUGACUAGUAAUGAAAACAAACACGGAUCUUUGCUUCACUUCUACUUUAAAUUAUUUCUUUAUGAAAACUGAAUAAUUACAGUGCUUCUUUAUGAAAACUGAAUAAUUACAGCGCUCGAUACUUUCGAGCGUACAUUAUUACAAUGCCGCGGUUCACAAACAUGUCCCUAGAGUCGCAUGCACAACUAUAAAUGAUUGAAUCUUCUCAUCUGAUGAAUGUAUAAAAUCUGAGUCAUCCCAUGGAGUCUGUACAUGAUGACGUAAUGAUGACUUUAUACUGCGGCACCGACCGUGAAUCAAUUAAUCGUGCGUAGCCGCUGGGUAUUCGUGUGAAUGCUUUCGGACUAAUUCUAGCCAAGCAUAUCGCUGUUCCCGUUAAACUACGAAUGCAUUCAGCCAUCGGGAAGACCCAAUUCGGGUGUUUAUGUGUCAUGCAUAUUUCUUGUUUGGCAUUUAGGUGAACGAUUUUAUUAGGUUGUUGUUUACUACUGAUUUCAACAGAGAUGCUUGGUACUAAAAAUGUUAUUUUUUUUCUUCCAGGUAUUGUUCUUGUUCCGUUUGCGUAAACUUUAAAGGUUGGUACUUACUUAGCGGUCGGCUGUAAUAACGCGUAUGUUUGUGCGUAGCUGUUAAUGCCAAUAUCUAGGUUAACGAUCCGUAGCGGCGCGAAAAUUGUUGAAAUGACCUCGACAAGGUUCAACAUGUGGUCCCUGCUGAGCCUAGUGCUGGUGCUCAGCGUGCUGAUCAGUCCGUCCAUCACACUGCCCAAUGGUGCCCCGGAGAGUGUUUGCAGUACGAUGCUUCCGUUCCACGGCGGAGGAAUCCCGCCGCUUACGACGACCUCUCCGUUUCGGAUAACGCCAGUGACAUCGGUUGUCGGUAGUGGUCAGGUGCUGCAGGUGGAAAUCGAAUCAUUUCCUGCCAACGUCGUGUUCAAAGGCUUUAUGUUGCAAGCCCGCAACCGUUUUCCACCGUAUCAGGUUGUUGGCCACUUUGAGCUCGUCGAUGAGAGUGCUAUUAAGUUGAUUAACUGCGGUGGCGAAAGCAACACGGCCACUCACACCAACACACAGCCCAAGAAGGAGCUGACUUUGGAAUGGAUUGCUCCCACUGACUUUAAGGGUGAAAUUGUGUUCAAUGGAACGAUUGCUCAGGAUUACGAUAAGUUUUGGGUUGGUCUGCAGUCAACACCGGUGAAGAUAGUCGAGAGCGGCCAAAGUCCCACAUCAGUGGUUGGAAUUUCCACCACGAGGAGACCACCGAUGACCACCACCGUGCCAUCGUACGUUGCUCCUACCAGUGCCAGGGCCGCAACAUUCGAUCCAAUUUACGAGGGUUGCGGAGAAACCAAGGGUUGCUUCGGAUUUCCUGAGGGAUGUGUUGAGACCCGUAACUGCCGAGCGGUUGUUGCUACUAUCGUGCAGGGCGAACGAUAUAUUUUCGAAAUGAAAUCGGGAUACAAUCGCCCCGCAUACAUCGCCGUUGGACUGUCCAAUGAUGCUAAGAUGGGUAACGAUUCGGUGCUAGAAUGUGUUCCGGAGCAGGGAACCAUUAAGGCUUACGCUUCGUGGACGUCCGCCGGUCCGUACGGUGUUAGUCGAAGUGGAAUCCCGCAGAACUUCUUCCAAUUACGCCAACACUCUUACGAAGAUGGCGUUAUCUACUGUCAGGUGGAGCGAGAUGCUUUAAGUAUUGUGGCUAAAGAAAAGUUUGAUCUCGUCAAUGAAAAGUAUCACCUGUUGCUGGCAACUGGAAGCUCUGCUGAUUCGGUUCAUGUGUCAUACCAUGACAUCGGUCGUCACGUUUCUGGCUCUCCACUAGCGUUGGCUGAAGUAGGACCAGUGAAAGGGUCCUCGAAGUUACUGCUUCGAUUACAUGGUGCUUUCAUGUUGGUUGCAUGGAUCGGAACUGCAUCGCUCGGUAUUCUGCUGGCACGCUAUUUCCGUCAGACCUGGGUGGGCAACCAAUUGUGCGGAAAGGAUCAAUGGUUUGCUUGGCACAGAUUCCUAAUGGUGAUCACCUGGCUGCUCACGAUCGCCGGUUUCGUUGUGAUUUUCGUCGACAUCGGCGGUUGGUCGCAGAUCGAUAAUCCCCACCCGAUUCUGGGCGUAGUGACUACAGUUUUGUGCUUCCUGCAACCGAUCGGCGCCUUCUUCCGACCACAUCCCGGAACCAAGCGGAGACCGCUGUUCAACUGGCUGCACUGGCUGGGUGGAAAUAUUGCACAUAUCGUUGCCAUUGUUGCCAUAUUUUUCGCCGUGAAACUGCCGAAAGCCGAUCUGCCGGAGUGGCUGGACUUUAUUCUGGUUGCCUUCGUGGCAUUCCACGUGUUCAUGCAUUUGAUCUUCUCCAUUCUCUCCUGGAUUCAGAUCGGUGGCUGCGUCAGUGAACGACGCAAUGGUCAGCGCGUGACGUCCUUCCCGAUGGCUGAUAUGACUCCAUCCCGAAACUCGAUGAGCUCGGGCGAUCGCAAACAGGAUGCUGCCUUCUCUGGAUUCCGCAAGGUGAUGCUGUUCUUCUACAUUCUCAUCAUAGUGGCAUUCGUGAUCGCCCUGGUGGUCAUCGCUGUGCUCGCUCCCAUUGAGGACACCGUCGAAAGCAUAAAGAAGCAGAUCAUGAACUAGGAAGCAAUGGUUCUUCGACUAUUCGACUCCAUUUUGUUACGUGCUACGCAAAAAUAAUAUCUUUAACAUUAGUAUUUAACGGGCAAGCAAGAAAGCUUGUCACCCGAAGCUCUAUUUGUACAUUCUCACCAAUUCUUAUUCGGCAUUUUUCUGUAGAUAUGUUUGUAUAGAUGAGUGAAAUAGUAUUUUGAACAAACGCUACUAGGAAUGAUAGCGAUAGUACCGCAAUUCAGUGGUUGUAUAGAAUGUAUGUUAUGUUGAGAGUGUUUGCCGAGUGAAAGACAAUCGAUCGACCUUGAACAUGCAGAUGUAUGUUUUGCUUUUUGAGACUUUUCUCACCAGGAAAUUAUUUAUUUACGAUUAGGCUGACACACUGAUGUUGGCUACGUUUACAGCUGUUGUUUUCUUAUGUUCAGUUUCAGUUUAUUCACUUUGAAUAUUUUUGUGCGUCAGGUCAGUUGAGUUGUGACAGAAUUCUGUAUUGAAUGUAUUGAAGCAAAUAGUAAUAGAAAAGCCGUAUUUACGUAAAUACCAUUUCAUCGGUUAGGAGUAAUGAGUACUUUAAUGAAACAGUAAAAUAAACGUUGCCAUCCACCUCAAAAAUAAUGUUUU
This is a messenger RNA of Wyeomyia smithii (pitcher-plant mosquito), 5450 nucleotides long. Its product is annotated as putative ferric-chelate reductase 1 homolog. Gene Ontology annotation, molecular function: oxidoreductase activity, acting on metal ions. Bases 2847 to 4838 code for a protein of 663 amino acids. The record is from RefSeq and is a predicted model, not a curated record. Lineage: Eukaryota; Metazoa; Arthropoda; Insecta; Diptera; Culicidae. The transcript is spliced from 9 exons.